Mycotypha africana is the source of this 942-nucleotide messenger RNA. RefSeq names its product DNA glycosylase. Lineage: Eukaryota; Fungi; Mucoromycota; Mucoromycetes; Mucorales; Mycotyphaceae. Gene Ontology annotation, molecular function: alkylated DNA binding; DNA-7-methylguanine glycosylase activity; DNA-3-methyladenine glycosylase activity. The transcript has 7 exons. Gene Ontology annotation, cellular component: nucleus; protein-DNA complex. The record is from RefSeq and is a predicted model, not a curated record. Bases 1 to 942 code for a protein of 313 amino acids. Gene Ontology annotation, biological process: base-excision repair, AP site formation; base-excision repair; DNA alkylation repair.
AUGUCUGGUUUUCGCCGAAGUAGCAGAGUAGUUAAACAAACUAAAGAGUUAAAAAACAAUCGAGCCGUUUCCAGUAUACAAAAGAAGAGAAACAAAAAUAGUGUAGCUCAAACUACAAAAGAAAUAGUUGAAAAGAUCGUCAAGCAGGAUGAAGAGAAGAAUUUACAGAAGACUGCUAUUACCAGGCAAUCGAUGAGAAAAUUGGAUAACAGGCCCUCUAUACUUUACUUUAUGGAUAAAGACGCUCAUUUGGAAAAAGCAAUUGAACAUUUUAAAAAUCAAGACCCCAAACUAGCUGCUUAUUUGAAUGAUAAACUGCUUUUGAAAUACAGAAGUCGACUGUCUAGGCACUCGGCUGGGCUUGUAAACGCAUUCAGGUGUCUUGGUACUGCUAUAAUAUAUCAGCAAAUACAUGGUAAAGCAGCUGCUUCAAUUGAAUCCCGUUUCAUUCAAUUGUUUACUACUCUCUCAAAUGGUUUUCCUACACCUGAACAAGUUCUUGAAAAAAGUAUUGAGGAGCUCAGAUCAGCCGGCCUCUCCGCCAGAAAGGCUGAGUAUUUACGCGAUUUAGCCGCCAAGUUCAAAGACCAAACGAUCCAGCCGGAGCAUUUUGAAUCUAUGUCCUAUGAGGAAAUUUCAAAGCAAUUGUGUUCGGUCAAAGGGAUAGGACAGUGGACAGUCGAUAUGUUUCUCAUGCUGGAUUUGCACCAUUCGGAUAUAUUGCCUGUGGGUGAUCUAGGCGUUCGAAAGGGAAUAAUCAAACAUUUUGGUUUAACCAUUCCUAGCAACUGUAGUAAAUCUAAAGUGUUUCCUGCUCCUGAUCAAAUGAUUGAACUGACACGGUGUUGGAGACCGUACCGAACUUUAGGCGCUUGGCUUAUGUGGCAAAUUCAGGAUAUCAAAGUGGUCGGAGAAGAUGCACAUGCAGAAGAAAUUGUUUGA